UUUUAACUCCUCCAUUUCGUAUUUCCUUUCAGUCUCUCUCUGCUGGAUCCUGCUCUCUCUCUAUCUCUAAUGCGCAGAUUCAAACUCCUUUCUUCAUCUCACAGGAUUACUUCACAGUUUUACAGUUUCUUACAAGUCAUUAUUUUCAUAUUUUGAAGAAAAACGCACCGAAUCACUCCAUCUCCGGCACUUUUCCGGACAUGUCCAGGGCAGAGGAAGCAUGGGGGCGUUUGGUACGUGCUGCUCUUAGGAGAGAAAGGACAGGUACAGAUGCACAUGGGCAACCUGUCAGUGGAAUUUCUGGAUUUGUUCCAUCUUCUCUGGCAAAAAAUAGGGAUAUAGAUGCAAUUUUGAGAGCUGCAGAUGAACUUCAGGACGAGGAUCCAAAUAUAGCCAGAAUCUUGUGUGAGCAUGCAUACUCGUUGUCUCAGAAUUUGGACCCUAACAGUGAGGGUAGAGGCGUACUUCAGUUCAAGACUGGCUUAAUGUCUGUCAUAAAGCAAAAGCUUGCUAAGAGAGAGGUUGGAACCAUAGACAGAAGCUUGGACAUUGCUAGAUUGCAGGAGUUUUAUAAGGAUUACAGGAAGAAGCACGAUGUAGACAAACUACGCGAGGAUGAGAUGAUGUUAAGAGAGUCUGGUGUUUUCAGUGGCAACCUAGGAGAGUUGGAACGUAAAACUGUCCAAAGAAAAAGAGUUUUUGCAACUCUUAAAGUUCUUGGUAAUGUGUUAGAAGAGCUGACGAAGGAAAUGUCACCUAACAAUUCAGAAAAGUUAAUUCCUGAUGAGCUUAAACGUGUAAUGAAAUCUGAUGCGGCUAUGACAGAGGACCUAAUUGCUUAUAAUAUAAUCCCUUUGGAUGCUCCUACAACUUCGAAUGCUAUUGUCUCUAUGUCGGAGGUACGAGCUGCCAUUUCAGCCAUAGUGUACUUCAGGGGAUUACCUAAAUUGCCAGGAAAUUUCCCUGUACCUGCUACCAGGAGUGCAGAUCUCUUUGAUUAUCUGCAUUUUGUUUUUGGAUUUCAGAAAGACAAUGUCGCUAACCAGCGGGAACAUGUAGUUCAUCUCCUUGCCAAUGAGCAAUCUCGUCUUGGUAUUCCAGAGGAGCCUGAACCGAAACUAGACGAGGCUGCUGUGCAGAAUGUAUUCCUCAAGUCCCUAGAUAAUUAUAUUAAGUGGUGUAUCUACCUGGGCAUUCAACCAGUAUGGAGCAACUUGGAGGCUGUAAGCAAGGAAAAGAAGGUGUUAUUCCUCUCCUUGUAUUUUCUCAUAUGGGGGGAAGCAGGAAAUGUCAGGUUUCUUCCAGAAUGCUUGUGCUACAUAUUUCACCAUAUGGUAAGGGAACUAGAUGAAAUUCUGCGGCAACAGGUUGCACAACCAGCGAAUAGUUGCAAGACUGAGAAUGGAGUGUCAUUUCUAGAUCAAGUUAUAUGCCCUCUAUAUGAUGUUAUAGCAGCGGAGGCUUCAAACAAUGAUAAUGGCCGAGCACCUCAUUCUACCUGGAGAAAUUAUGAUGAUUUUAAUGAGUACUUUUGGUCACUUGGUUGCUUCGAACUUAGUUGGCCUUGGCGCAAAAACUCAUCCUUUUUCAUGAAGCCAACUCCAAGAUCUAAGCGUGCACUCAUUUCAGGUGGAAGUAAACGCUGUGGAAAAACUUCAUUUGUUGAGCACAGGACAUUUCUUCAUCUAUACCACAGCUUCCACAGAUUGUGGAUCUUCCUUAUCAUGAUGUUUCAGGGGCUAGCCAUCAUUGCUUUCAAUAAUGAAAGACUGAACAAAAACACUGUAAUUGAUCUUCUUAGCCUCGCCCCAACAUUUGUGGGGAUGAAAUUCUUCCAAAGUUUGCUAGACAUUAUAUUGAUGUUUGGAGCAUAUUCAACAUCACGGAGUCUAGCUGUGUCUCGAAUCUUUUUUAGGUUCCUGUGGUUCACUGCUGCAGCAGUAUUAAUAUGCUUCCUUUAUGUGAAAACUCUCCAAGAGCAUAAUAAACCAAAUGCAAGUGAUGUUAUCUUCAGGGUUUAUGUUAUGGUGAUAGGAAUUUAUGCUGGUGUCCAAUUAUUUAUUAGUUUCCUCUUGAGAUUUCCGAUUUUUCACCGCAUGGUCAAUCACUGUGAAAAUUGGCCUUUGACUCGUUUUAUCAAGUGGAUGCACCAGGAGCAUUAUUAUGUUGGUCGUGGCAUGUUUGAGAGGACAUCUGACUUUAUCAAGUAUUUGAUAUUCUGGCUUGUGGUUUUGGGCGCAAAAUUUGCAUUUGCUUAUUUUCUUUUGAUUAAACCCUUGGUGAAGCCAACGAGAGCUAUUCUGAAAGAGGAUAAUAUAGUUUACUCUUGGCAUGAUUUCGUAUCCAAGAAUAACCAUAAUGCCUUGACAGUCGCUUCAUUAUGGACACCAGUUGGCGCCAUCUAUCUCGUCGAUACAUUUUUAUUUUACACGGUCAUAUCUGCUGUUGUUGGAUUCUUGAUUGGGGCAAGAGAUCGUCUUGGAGAGAUUAGAUCAUUGGAGCUUGUACAUCAACUGUUUGAGAAGUUUCCUAAGGCUUUUGUGGAUACUCUUCAUGUCCCUAUACCCAAUAGGAACCUGCAAACCAAUAGCCAUGUCUUGGAGAAGAACAAGAUGGAUGCUGCUCGAUUUUCUCCCUUCUGGAAUGAGAUCAUAAAGAAUCUCCGGGAGGAGGAUUUUAUUAGCAACCUGGAAAUGGAGUUGCUUUUGAUGCCCAAAAAUACUGGAACUGCCCCUUUAGUUCAGUGGCCUCUUUUCCUUCUUGCAAGCAAGAUUAUUCUUGCAAGAGAUAUUGCAGUUGAUAGCAAAGAUUCACAAGAGGAGUUGUGGGAUAGGAUUUGUAGAGAUGAUUAUAUGAAAUAUGCAGUUGAGGAAUGUUAUCAUACAAUCAGACUUAUUCUGACUGCUAUCUUGGAUGAUGUGGGAAGACUGUGGAUUGAGAGAAUAUAUGAUGACAUACAAUCCAGUGUAGUAAACAGGAGUAUACCUGUGGACUUCCAACUUAGCAAACUGCCACUUGUGAUCUCUAGGAUUACAGCACUUAUGGGAAUACUGAAAGGAGCAGAAACCCAAGAACUUCAAAGUGGAGCAAUCAAAGCUAUUCAGGAGUUGUACGAUGUUAUACGUCAUGAUGUGCUAUCUAUAAAUAUGAGAGAACAUUACGAAACAUGGAGUAUGUUGUCAAAAGCAAGGAAUGAAGGUCGUCUAUUUUCUAGGAUAAAGUGGCCUGGAGAUGCUGAAUUAAAAGCACAAGUGAAAAGAUUAUAUUCACUUUUGACUAGCAAAGAGUCGGCAGCAAAUGUUCCCAGGAAUCUUGAGGCGAGACGUAGGCUUCAGUUCUUCACAAAUUCUCUCUUCAUGGAUAUGCCAAUUACAAAACCAGUUCGUCAGAUGAUGUCUUUUGGUGUAUUUACCCCCUAUUACUCAGAGACGGUUCUAUAUAGUCUAGAUGAACUUUUUAGGAAAAAUGAAGAUGGAAUAUCGGUACUGUUUUACCUUCAAAAAAUAUACCCAGAUGAGUGGAGAAAUUUUCUUGCUCGAAUUGGUCGUGAUGAAAGGUCAACUGAAGCAGAACUUUUUGAUACUCCUAUUGAUAUUCUUGAGCUGCGGUUUUGGGCUUCAUAUCGAGGACAAACAUUGUCCAGAACUGUUCGAGGUAUGAUGUAUUAUAGGAAAGCUUUGAUGCUUCAAACUUAUCUGGAAAGGAUGUCAGUAUCAGGUGUAGAUGCUGCGAUGUCCAGUAAAGAUCUAACUGAUACUGAAGGUUUCGAGUUAUCACCUGAAGCUCGAGCUCAAGCAGAUUUAAAAUUUACAUAUGUUGUUACAUGUCAAAUAUAUGGGAAACAGAAAGAAGAACAAAAGCCAGAGGCUGUUGACAUUGCAUUGCUAAUGCAGAGGAAUGAAGCUCUUCGUGUUGCAUUUAUUGAUGAAGUGGAGACUCUGAAGGAGGGUAAAGUCCAUAAGGAAUAUUACUCAAAACUUGUGAAGGCUGACAUCAAUGGAAAGGAUAAGGAGAUUUAUGCGAUAAAGUUGCCUGGAAAUCCAAAGCUUGGUGAGGGGAAGCCGGAAAACCAAAACCAUGCUGUUGUAUUUACUCGCGGGAAUGCAGUGCAGACAAUUGAUAUGAAUCAGGAUAACUAUUUUGAGGAAGCUUUGAAGAUGAGAAAUCUUCUUGAAGAGUUUCACCAUGAUCAUGGUCUACGUCCUCCAACCAUACUUGGAGUGAGGGAACAUGUGUUCACUGGAAGUGUGUCGUCUUUAGCUUUAUUCAUGUCCAAUCAAGAGAGCAGCUUUGUGACCCUUGGUCAGCGUGUUCUGGCAAACCCUUUAAAGGUGCGAAUGCAUUAUGGUCACCCUGAUGUUUUUGAUCGAGUCUUCCAUAUAACACGUGGUGGCAUCAGCAAGGCCUCUCGUGUAAUUAACAUCAGCGAAGACAUAUUCUCAGGAUUCAAUUCAACAUUGCGUCAAGGAAAUAUUACUCAUCAUGAAUAUAUUCAGGUUGGCAAGGGAAGAGAUGUAGGGCUCAAUCAGAUUGCAAUUUUUGAAGGGAAAGUUGCAGGUGGUAACGGUGAACAAGUUCUUAGUAGAGAUGUUUACAGACUUGGCCAGCUGUUUGAUUUCUUCAGAAUGAUGUCCUUUUACUUUACAACUGUUGGCUACUAUUUCUGUACAAUGUUAACGGUGCUGACUGUCUAUGCUUUCCUUUAUGGGAGGUUGUAUUUGGCACUAUCUGGGGUUGGUGAAACCUUGGCUGUGAGAGCUGGGAUCUCAGGCAAUGCUGCACUGAGUGCUGCAUUAAAUGCUCAAUUCCUGUUUCAAAUUGGUGUGGUCACUGCUAUACCAAUGAUAUUGGGCUUUAUCUUGGAACAAGGACUUCUAACGGCCAUUGUUAGUUUUGUGACAAUGCAGUUUCAGCUUUGUACUGUCUUCUUCACUUUCUCCCUCGGCACAAGAACACACUACUUUGGCCGCACAAUUCUCCAUGGUGGUGCUAGGUACCAAGCAACUGGAAGAGGAUUUGUGGUGCGCCACAUCAAAUUUGCUGAGAAUUACAGGCUCUACUCACGCAGUCAUUUUGUCAAGGGGAUGGAAGUUGUCCUGUUGUUGGUUGUAUAUCUUGCAUAUGGAUACAAUGAUGGUGGAGCUCUUGGUUAUAUUCUUCUUUCAGUGAGCAGUUGGUUCAUGGCUAUAUCUUGGCUAUAUGCUCCCUAUUUGUUCAAUCCAUCCGGUUUUGAGUGGCAGAAGGUAGUGGAGGACUUCAGGGACUGGACAAACUGGCUUCUCUACAGAGGUGGAAUUGGAGUGAAGGGGGCAGAAAGUUGGGAAGCUUGGUGGGAUGAAGAAUUGGCACAUAUUCGAAACUUUUCAGGGAGAGUGAUGGAAACUAUUCUGAGCCUUAGAUUCUUCAUCUUCCAGUAUGGUAUUGUAUACAAACUCCAUGUCCAGGGAACAAAUACAUCACUAGCGAUCUACGGAUUCUCAUGGGCUGCCUUAGCGGGACUGGUUAUUCUUUUCAAGGUCUUCACGUUCAGUCAGAAAAUGUCGGUUAACUUUCAACUGGUGUUGCGGUUCAUCCAAGGGAUUUCCUUCUUACUUGCUUUGGCCGGUUUAUCCCUAGCUGUUGCAUUCACCAACCUGUCAAUUUCUGAUGUUUUCGCUUGCAUCUUAGCGUUUAUACCAACAGGAUGGGGAAUACUUUCUAUUGCUGCGGCUUGGAAGCCUGUGAUUAAGAGACUCGGAUUGUGGAAAUCUAUCCGAUCCCUCGCGAGAUUAUAUGAUGCUGGGAUGGGAAUGAUUUUAUUCAUCCCAAUUGCGUUCUUUGCUUGGUUCCCAUUCUUUUCCACGUUCCAAACGAGACUUAUGUUCAAUCAAGCGUUUAGUCGAGGAUUGGAGAUCUCCCUUAUCCUUGCUGGAAACAACCCCAACACUGGGCUAUAAUUUCGAUCCAACUCUUUUGUUUUUGGUAAAGAAAAUCGUAUAUUGACUAAUUUUUUUAUUCAGAUUAGGAAACAAAUCGUUGGAAUUUUUUUUUAACUGUUUUCAAAUAGGUGUGGAGAUUUGCCAACAAACAUAUCUGUUGGAAAUUUUAUUGUACAAUUUUAUCAGUACAAUUUAUGCACAAACAUCACUUACAUGAAAUAUACCCCUAUUCCUCCUUAA
Impatiens glandulifera is the source of this 6158-nucleotide messenger RNA. RefSeq names its product callose synthase 9-like. The record is from RefSeq and is a predicted model, not a curated record. Gene Ontology annotation, cellular component: 1,3-beta-D-glucan synthase complex; plasma membrane. Gene Ontology annotation, biological process: (1->3)-beta-D-glucan biosynthetic process. The transcript has 52 exons. Lineage: Eukaryota; Viridiplantae; Streptophyta; Magnoliopsida; Ericales; Balsaminaceae. Gene Ontology annotation, molecular function: 1,3-beta-D-glucan synthase activity. The coding region runs from base 201 to 5936 and encodes 1911 amino acids.